Annulohypoxylon truncatum is the source of this 450-nucleotide messenger RNA. RefSeq lists its product as uncharacterized. The record is from RefSeq and is a predicted model, not a curated record. Lineage: Eukaryota; Fungi; Ascomycota; Sordariomycetes; Xylariales; Hypoxylaceae. The transcript is spliced from 2 exons. Bases 1 to 450 code for a protein of 149 amino acids.
AUGGACCCAGAUCUCGAUUCCGGCCUCUUUGGUAUCCAGCUAUCCGAUUCCGAAGACAGCAACAACGACACGGGGCCCGCGGAGGGUAAUCCAUCGAAGAAACAAGAGGCAAACACAACUACGGACAGGACUGCCCAAUCGGAAGAAGAAUUUCAAGCUGUGAGGAAAGAGUACAAAGUCAAAAUCGAGGAUGGAGAGAUAUGGAAAACCAUCAGACUCCCUCUAGGCCCAGAACGGAUCCCUAAGCCCGAGGCUCAAGCGUUGUUACACGCAGUAGAGGAACUAUACUUCUUUAGACGGUACACUGAAGGCGCUCAAUUCGUUAAGGCAGCAUUAGGCGAGAAUAGAGAUGACAGCAACGGAAGUAUAGGGUUGGGACUUGAUGAUGACACUAGAAACUUACUUCGAUAUUACGAGAGAAAGUGUGAUGAAAAGGCUGGGCACAUAUGA